This is a messenger RNA of Neoarius graeffei (lesser salmon catfish), 1293 nucleotides long. RefSeq names its product BUD23 rRNA methyltransferase and ribosome maturation factor (gene bud23). Gene Ontology annotation, biological process: rRNA (guanine-N7)-methylation. The record is from RefSeq and is a predicted model, not a curated record. NCBI's taxonomy places the organism in Eukaryota, Metazoa, Chordata, Actinopteri, Siluriformes, Ariidae. Bases 138 to 986 code for a protein of 282 amino acids. The transcript is spliced from 12 exons. Gene Ontology annotation, molecular function: rRNA (guanine) methyltransferase activity. Gene Ontology annotation, cellular component: nucleolus.
UUAAAAGUGACGUAAUAUUGACCCGCCAUGUGUAUAUAGUGCUCAUGCUUGUUUUUUUUUUCAAGAGCGAUAGACACCGCGCUGGUUUAUAUUUUUCUGUGUUUAGUGUGAUAUUGUAGUUCUCAGACAUAACAAACAUGGCUGCUAGUUGUCGCAGACCCGAGCACAUGGCACCUCCUGAGGUGUUCUACAAUGAGGAAGAGGCAAAGAAAUAUUCUCAAAACUCUCGGAUAAUCGAGAUCCAGACCCAGAUGUCGGAGAGAGCAGUGGAGCUGCUGAACUUGCCAGAUGAUCAGCCUUGCUAUUUGCUGGAUGUAGGCUGUGGCUCUGGACUCAGUGGAGAUUAUUUAUCAGAAGAAAGCCAUUACUGGGUUGGUGUGGACAUCAGCACUGCCAUGUUAAAUGUUGCCUUGGACAGGGAGGUGGAUGGAGAUCUCGUACUAGGAGACAUGGGACAAGGAAUGCCUUUCAGACCAGGGACUUUUGACGGCUGUAUCAGCAUCUCUGCCCUGCAAUGGCUGUGUAAUGCGGAUAAGAAGACACACAGUCCACCCAAGAGACUCUCUAGGUUUUUCAGCACACUGUACUCCUCUCUGGCAAGAGGUGCUCGUGCGGUCUUCCAGAUUUAUCCGGAAAAUUCUGAACAGCUGGAGCUGAUCACAGCCCAGGCCAUGAGGGCAGGCUUUACCGGAGGCAUAGUAGUCGACUACCCCAACAGCAGCAAAGCCAAAAAGUUCUUCCUCUGCCUGUUCGCUGGUGUAUCUGGUGUCUUGCCCAAGGGUUUAGGGACGGAGACUGUUGACAGGAAUGUUUCAAAUCAAGCACAGUUUACAGGACAGAGAUCUCGCUUCAAAAACUUGAAAGGGAAGUCCCUGAAAAAGAGCAAGGACUGGAUCAAGGAGAAGAAGGAGAGGAGGCGAAGGCAGGGCAAGGAGGUGAGGGCAGAUACGAAAUACACAGGCCGCAACCGGAGGCCUCGCUUCUGAAGACUGUCACGAUGGAUGGACUGCCUCAGGCUUCGUCUUUGUCUCUUCACAUGGAUUUUAUGAACUAAAUAAGAUGGCCGCUUCCGUGGAUUUGAGCAUUGUGGAACUUUUCUCUUUUCUGAACAGACAGACAUGUAUGAUGAAAUAUGACUGAAGUGAAUGGGAGAAAUGACUGCUAUGGUUUUAGACAGCAAAAUAUUUCUUACUCAUUUUGAAGGUGUGAAACUCUGUUUUUACAUAAAAAUAGCCUUCUUCGCUUGUGUAUUAGGAUGUUGCCAGACCAUUAAAAGGAUCAUUCAAGGCAAAA